AUGUCCUUCGACACGGAGCCAAUGUCCUACACUUGGGGGUUUUACAACCACGAUUUCUUGAGCACCUACUGUGCUACCAUGGUCCAGCUCUGUGAAGCCCUCGGCCGUUCUGUCCAGGUGGUGAACUUAGACCCCGCGGCGGAGCAUUUCAACUAUGAUGUGAUGGCUGACAUCCGGGAACUGAUCAAUGUGGAUGAUGUGAUGGAGGAAGGCUCCCUGCGCUUCGGUCCCAAUGGAGGACUGGUUUUUUGCAUGGAGAACUUUGCCAAUAACUUUGAGUGUCUGGAGAACUGCCUUGGCCAUGUCGAGGAUGACUACAUCCUUUUUGACUCUCCAGGUCAGAUUGAGUUGCACACACACCUGCCCGUGAUGAAACAGCUGGUUCAGCAGCUGGAACAGUGGGUGUUCCGAGUCUGUGGAGUGUUUCUCCUUGAUUCUCAAUUCACGGCGGAGUCGUUCAAGUUUAUUUCUGGCAUCUUGGCAGCCUUGAAUGCUAUGGUAUCUCUAGAAAUCCCGCAAGUUAACAUCAUGACAAAAAUGGACCUGCUGAGUAAAAGAGCUAAAAAGGAAAUUUAG
Molecule: messenger RNA, 576 nt
Organism: Sorex fumeus (smoky shrew)
Lineage: Eukaryota; Metazoa; Chordata; Mammalia; Eulipotyphla; Soricidae
Product: GPN-loop GTPase 3-like
Exons: 6
Coding region: 1-576 (191 amino acids)
Molecular function (GO): GTPase activity
Source: RefSeq, a predicted model, not a curated record